This is a messenger RNA of Hansenula anomala, 573 nucleotides long. RefSeq lists its product as uncharacterized. Lineage: Eukaryota; Fungi; Ascomycota; Saccharomycetes; Phaffomycetales; Wickerhamomycetaceae. Bases 1 to 573 code for a protein of 190 amino acids. The record is from RefSeq and is a predicted model, not a curated record. The transcript has a single exon.
AUGAAAUUCUCAACUAUUGCUCCAAUUGCCUUCUCAUCAUUAGCUUACGCUGCUUACACUCAAGAAACUUCAACUGCCGUUGUUGAACAUGAUGCCACUACUUUGAAAACUAUUACUUCAUGUUCUCAUGAAGCUUGUACCGCUUACACUUCAGUUGCUGUUGCCACUACUACUGCUACUGAAAGUGAAAGUGAUGAAAUUGUUUACGCUACCACCACUGUUAAACCAGCUUCAAGUGGUUCAUCCCUUGCUUCAACUUCAGGAAAAGCUCCAGUUUCAUCAGAUUCAACUUUCUCAACAACUGUUGCUUCAACUUCAUCUGCUCCAUCAUCAGCUUCAUCAGAUGAUAUCACCUAUGUUGAUGAAACCACAACUCCAACUGUCACUAAAUCAACCAUUGCUUCAACAGAUGUCACAACUACACCAACUUUAUACACAACUUUCAACAGCGGAAAUCUUUCAAACCGUACUAGUUCAGUUGCUGCUUUAAGUACGUAUGAAGGUAACGCUAACUUAAUCAGAGGUGGUUUAGUUGGUGGUGUUUUAGCUGCUGGUAUUGCCUUAUUAUUAUAA